Messenger RNA from Oncorhynchus masou masou (cherry salmon), 1401 nucleotides. RefSeq names its product dehydrogenase/reductase SDR family member 13-like. The transcript has 5 exons. Lineage: Eukaryota; Metazoa; Chordata; Actinopteri; Salmoniformes; Salmonidae. The coding region runs from base 96 to 1052 and encodes 318 amino acids. The record is from RefSeq and is a predicted model, not a curated record.
GUUACCAUGAGAAUAAGGGUGCAGUAAGAAAUUCUGGAGUGAGCAGUGUGUUCUAUUCAUUCUCUUUACUGAGUGUUGCACAGGAUCUGAGCUCAAUGGCUGUGUUUCUUCUUUUGGCUGGAAUGGUAGUGGUGGGCUAUAUGAUUUUUCAUAAUAUCUUUGUCAAAGGGGCAGUAUGCAAGAGCAAUGUGAAACUGCAUGGGAAAACUGUAAUUGUAACAGGAAGUAACACAGGCAUAGGGAAGAUGACAGCGCUAGAUCUGGCCAGGAGAGGUGCCAGGGUCAUCCUGGCCUGCCGCAACAAACCGAGAGCUGAGGCUGCGCUCGCUGACAUCAAGAGGGAGAGUGGGAGCAAUGAGGUUGUGUUCAUGCAUCUGGAUCUGGGCAGUCUGAAGUCUGUUCGCUCCUUUGCUGAAACCUUCCUAAAGACUGAGCGCAGAUUGGACCUGCUCAUCAACAAUGCAGGUAUUUACAUGCAGGGCAGAACAGAAGACGGCUUGGGGAUGAUGUUUGGUGUCAACUACAUCGGUCACUUCCUGUUGACCAACCUGCUUCUGGACCGUCUGAAGGAGUGCGGUCCGAGUCGAGUGGUCAACGUGGCGUCCUUGGGCCAUAAUUUUGGCAAAAUUGAUUUCAACUGCUUGAGCACUCACAAGGAGUUAGGUGUUGGCGAGUCUGCCACGGACGUCUUUAACAUCUAUUGCAACAGCAAGCUGUGUAACGUUGUCUUCACCCAUGAGCUGGCCAAGAGACUGAAGGACACACAUGUUACCUGCUACAGCCUCCACCCUGGUAUAAUCAAAACUGAGCUGGGCCGUUACGCCAACUCUGCAUUUUUAAUGCUUUUGAAGCCCAUCUCAAUGUUGUUCUUCAAGAACUCUGUGGCGGGGUCUCAGACCACCCUGCACUGUGCCCUGCAGGAUGGCCUGGAGCCCCUCUCUGGAUGCUACUUCUCUAACUGUACAGUCAGGAACGUCUAUCCUAAGGCCAGAGAUGAUGCGGUGGCCAAGAAGCUAUGGGAAGUCAGUGAGAGUCUGUGUGGACUCCUGUGAAAGCCUCCCACUAACUCAAGCUCUCCUCAGUGUACAAGAUGAUUUUUUAAAUUUGAGUGGACUUGCCCUUUAAAUCAUUCAACUAUGUCAAAGAAAUUCUAAAAGUGCUUACUCCGUGUGAUUAGUAUAUAGGACUGAUCUUGUGCAUUAGCUUCUAAGUUCUUACCAUAGGUUACUUAGGGUGUUCCACUCUGCCCAAGUAGAUAUAUCUGGAACAUAAUUAAACGACCCACCCAAAACUGUGCAUGUUGGAAUGAAUUCAAUCAUGAAGUGGCAAAAAGGAUGAAGAAGCAUAGGCCUACUGGGCAAUUCAAGACUUAUGGAAAUAAAGUAUGUGUUCUUCAAUGAG